Molecule: messenger RNA, 1911 nt
Organism: Arctia plantaginis
Lineage: Eukaryota; Metazoa; Arthropoda; Insecta; Lepidoptera; Erebidae
Source: the annotation of a GenBank genome assembly
AUGAGAAACACCCAUAAACCCCGCACUACGGGGGCGCGUGGUGGUGGCGUUGGCUUUUAUGUGAGAAAAGGAUCACGAGUGCGAGUGAGGCCCCAUUCUGACUCUUUACUGGAGCAGUUAUGGUUGGAACUCUCUCUGACUGGCAGGGGACGUCUGGCGAUUGGUACAGCUUAUAGGCCGGAAUCUAUCUCAGUGGAAGCUGCUAUCGAGGGUCUGAGCGAAUCAGUGAGUAUGUUUUCAUAUUGUAAGCAUCUUCUUCUUUUGACUGAUUUUAAUGUUGACUUUCUGCAACCUGAUAAACAAUCUACUCGUGAGGUACGCAACUUUCUUACACAACACAAUUUGGAGAUGGUUGUUCGGGACCCUACUCGCAUUAGCAGUAGUUCCGCAUCACUUAUAGACCUGAUUAUAACUGAUUCACCCAGAAUGUGCAAGAGUGUUAGUGUUCAUCAUAAUCCGGUUCUCAGUGAUCAUGCAAUGAAUACCUUAAUUAGGAUGGCUGUUUCUGCAAAAGCGAAAAUAUGUGGCGUUUUCUUUUUCACCACUUUCUUGGUCACCGUGAAAGCCCAGUCGUUCUCUAGCUUAAAUACAGAAGAGUUGUCUACAAAUCUAGGUGAAGUUGAAUCCAGAGAGACUGGCGCAGAGUUAGAGUUCCGCUACCACAACCACGAGCAGAUGACCAAAUAUUUGCGGGCCGUCUCCGCAAAGUACCCAUCACUGACAGCGCUGUAUUCCAUCGGUAAAUCAGUACAAGGAAGAGAUCUAUGGGUGAUGGUGGUGUCUUCAUCUCCGUAUGAGCACAUGAUCGGCAAGCCUGAUGUCAAGUACGUGGCGAACAUUCACGGAAACGAAGCCGUCGGUCGCGAACUACUGCUGCACCUUAUACAACAUCUAGUGACAUCAUACGACACCGAUUCUUACAUUAAAUGGUUAUUAGAUAACACUAGGAUCCAUUUGAUGCCGUCUAUGAAUCCGGACGGCUUCGCGAUCUCGAAGGAAGGCCAGUGUGACACUACGUAUGGCAGACAAAACGCACGCCGGUACGACUUAAACAGAAACUUCCCUGACUACUUCAAGGCGAACACAAAGCAACCACAACCGGAGACAGAGGCUGUGAAGGAGUGGAUUAGUAAAAUUCAAUUCGUGCUCUCCGGAUCGUUACACGGCGGCGCUCUCGUUGCCUCAUAUCCAUUUGACAACACACCCAGUGCCAUAUUCCAAAGCUACGCGCACACGCCCUCCAUCGCACCCGAUGAUGACGUGUUUCGUCACCUGUCGCUCGUUUAUUCUAACAACCAUGCCAAGAUGUCACGUGGAGUUUCCUGCAAGUCUGGCUCGCCCAGGUUCGAAAAAGGCAUCACUAAUGGAGCUGAAUGGUACCCACUUACAGGCGGUAUGCAAGAUUACAAUUAUCUAUGGCAUGGAUGUAUGGAAAUCACUCUAGAAAUCUCUUGCUGCAAAUACCCACCGGCACAUGAACUGCCGAAAUACUGGCAAGAUAACAAACAGGCACUGAUAAAGUACGCGGCCGAGGCUCACCGCGGCGCGCAUGGUUUCGUGAUGGAUGAAAACGGGAAUCCGGUUGAACGAGCCUCCAUCAUAGUGAAAGGGCGUGACGUCACAUACCGUACCACUAGAUACGGAGAAUUUUGGCGCAUACUGCUGCCUGGCACUUACACAGCCGAAGUCACCGCAGAAGGAUAUAUACCUCAAACAGCGGAGUUCAUUGUUGUAGAGAACCAUCCCACGCUUUUAAAUAUAACGUUACGUUCAGCCAAGGGUUAUAAGACUCCAACAGCUGAUUCGAAGACUGCCAGCACAAUCAAGAGUGUCGAGUUGUUGCCUACAGUGAAUAACAUAUCUACUAUCGCCGACAAAACUGAAGGAGCUAUUGUGUUCCCUGAAGACUGA